Molecule: messenger RNA, 1357 nt
Organism: Mya arenaria
Lineage: Eukaryota; Metazoa; Mollusca; Bivalvia; Myida; Myidae
Product: histidine N-alpha-methyltransferase-like
Exons: 8
Coding region: 209-1180 (323 amino acids)
Molecular function (GO): methyltransferase activity
Source: RefSeq, a predicted model, not a curated record
AACAUGUAACUCCAUUUGAGAUCUUAUGAAUCUAAUGUUUACAGGCGGUUCAAUUUGAUUGUAAAUAUUUAUUUGCAAUAUACUCAAAAUAUGUGCAAAGUGGGAUACAUUUCAACAAAGUAAGGACGAGACCUGCAAUCAAGUAUUGGUCUCGAACCAUUGCAUUGAAGAUUUUGGAAUUAUUUAAACGCGAAACAAGGUUUAUAUAAUGGACGUGAAGGCGGCAUUAGUUUCCGGUUUAACAUCCGACCCUCGCCGACUUCCAGUCUGGUAUCGUUACGACAAUCAGGGGUCAAUAUUUGACGACCUCUAUUCGUCAGAAAAUAAAGAUUAUUAUUUCUAUUCGUUGGAGACCGAGGUUCUUUCCAACAAUGUGCAGGAGAUUGUCAGCGAAAUUGUGUCUCCUUGUUUCUUUGUUGACCUUGGAAGCGGGAAUUCAGAGAAGUCCAGAAUGAUAAUAGACGCUAUUUUACGGGAGCAAACGGUACUAAACUACAUCCCAGUGGACAUUUCAUCAGAGUUUCUUAAGGAUGUGUCGAACUCUCUGUCAAGAGACUAUGGAGACUGCUUGCAAGUGACGCCAGUUCCAAGAGACUACAGUGAAGGCAUUUCGUACCUCCGGUCGAUUUCAGAUGCAAAACUUAUUCUUUGGCUAGGAGGGCUACACAGUCUACCUUAUGAUAAGCAGUUGGACACAUUAAGUCAGCUGGCGAAGUCUAUGUCAGGACAGGACAGACUUGUUGUGUCCUUGGACAUGACACAGGAUGCAGAAAUUGUCAUAAAAGCCUACCUUCCUCCAACAGGUUCUGGUCAGAAUCUGUACUCUAAUGCCCUCUGGCGUUUAAAUCGGGAAUACGGAAGUGACGUCAAAACCGACAACUUCCGGUUGGAAGGCAGAUUCAAACGUUCUGAAGAAGGAUGCAGCGGCAUAAUCGUAAAAGCAGUUUCAAACACAAAUCAACAUAUACACAUACCAGGCCUUCACCUGAGCUUUGACCUACUGGAAGGGGAGGGUAUCUACCUUCACGAGGGAGAAUACCUAUCGUGCAAGUACACGGAGACUCAGGUCCGCGCCCUCACGGAAAAGGCUGGACUGACGCUCAACCGCAUGUGGACAGACGCCGGCCGCCGUGUUGGCAUAUUCUGCUUUACUUCAAAACUUUCCAAUAUCAGCUCAUAGCUAUAAAAGAAAAAAAGUUGAUGCAUAGCAUCAAGUCAGCGCAAUCAAACUGGAAGAAAAACGUGCAUGAGGAUAACCAAAAAUGGUUAUUAAUUCAAUGAUAAUUUUUUUUUUAUGUUGGGUGUUGGUAUGUUCGAAGGACAUUAAUAAUAUUGUUACAAUAGCUUAGGCCCAGAA